GUUUUAAUUCCAUCAAAUACUCAUGGAAUGAAAUUUUUUUUUAGAAUGGCCACGUAAAAAACAAACUGCCAGCAACAUAUGUGCGUAAAUAAAAAAGAAAGAGUAAACAUCUAACAGGCAACGCGGCAGUUCGUUGGUUAAGGUAAGUUCUGUGGACCGAAUUGGAGUCAGGUUGCUGCAGCUGAGAGUUAUAGAGAGACGGAAAUGUUCUAUUAACCCGUGACAAUGGACGAGAAACUCAAAUAUUCACUCCUUCGUGGCGACCUGGUGGACACCCAAAGCAUUUGGACAAGGCAUGAGAAACGUGUGUGGUUCAUCACACUAAUAACAGGCACAUGCAUGCUGUAUUCCACCCGCACUACCAUGCCGUUGCUAGUUCCUGCUGUGGCUGCCGCUCAGAAAUGGAGCAAAACGGACUCGGGAACUGUGCUGAGUUCGUUCUUUUGGGGUUAUACCUUGACACAGGUUGUGGGCGGCUAUUUUAGUGAUCGAUUUGGUGGCCAGAGAGUUAUACUGAUAGCUGCUCUGGGCUGGUCGCUGAUAACAUUCCUGAUGCCCACGAUCAUUUGGUCAACCAGUUCCAUUAAAUCAUAUGCCAUUCCAUGUAUAGUGACAGUACGCAUCUUGAAUGGAGCCCUGCAAGGUGUACACUUUCCCAGCAUGAUAAGCCUAACUAGUCAGAAUCUCUGUCCAAAUGAACGUAGCAGUUUCUUUGGCCUUCUGACCGCAGGAUCCGCUCUGGGCACACUGUUGACCGGCAUCAUGGGCUCAUUUAUUUUAGAUUACUUUGGCUGGUCAUAUGUCUUCCGUGUUAUUGGUCUAAUGGGCUUCGCCUGGGCCCUGGUGCUCCGCUACUAUGCCAUGGCCGGCGAACGUAAUCGCAUUAUUAAUAUUGCAACGCCCUCGCGUCUAUGUGCCAAUAGAACGCCCACAGAAACGGCUGUUCCCUGGUUACGCUACUUCGGUCGCCUGUCCUUUUGGGCCUGUGUCCUUACUCAUGCCUGUGAGAUGAAUUGCUUCUUUGUGUUACUGUCCUGGCUGCCCACAUACUUUCACGAUGGAUUUCCCCAUGCCAAGGGUUGGGUCGUCAACAUGAUACCCUGGUUAGCUCUGCCUCCAUGUACAUUGUUUGCCAAAUACUUGACCACACAAAUGUUAGCCCGGGAUUGGUCCACCACAACGGUGAGGAAAUUAAUCCAGAGCUGUUGCUUUGCCGCACAAAAUUUGGCAUUAUUUGUCAUGUCCAGGACAACGGACUUCCACACUGCCCUUAUUUGCAUGACCAUUAUUAUCGGAGGCACCGGAUUCCAUAAUAAUGCCGUUACAGUUAAUCCACAGGACUUGGCACCUCUACAUUCGGGAAGUGUGUUCGGUUUAAUGAACACUGUGGGAGCUAUUCCUGGCUUCCUCGGCGUUUAUUUGGCCGGGCAUAUACUGGAAUUGACACAAAGUUGGCCAAUGGUAUUUAGUGCAGCGGCCGGCAUCAAUCUGGUGGGUUGGAUUAUAUUCAUUGUAUUUGGUUCAGCUGAGGCGAUUGUUUAAAUCGAAGUUCUUUUUUUAAUUUAUCUAAUUCUGUGUGUAUAUAGUAAAAUAUAUUAGUCUUAAGUAGAAAAAAGAUAAAGAAAAUCCUAAUGAUCAGAGCGUGAUAUAUUAUAUAUAUGUACAUAUAUAGAUCUCGGAUUAUAAAAAAAAAAAACGGACAACUCCAUAAAAGUGGAAAGCUUAGAGGAUAUAUAAGGAGUUUGCAUUAAGGUUGUGCUCUUCAUGGCAUAAGAAUGAAGGACACUUGAUUAAAGUUGACACAAAACAUUUCGAAAUAAGCGAGACCAUUAAUUUUGAUAGAUUAUAUCUAUGCAUAUAUAUAGUUUAACAUUUCAUCGCAAACUCUGUAGAUAUAUGAAUAAUAAAAACGAGAUAUAUGUCAAAAGUAAAA
Drosophila willistoni is the source of this 1933-nucleotide messenger RNA. It is a transcript of the gene MFS18, whose product is annotated as solute carrier family 17 member 9. Gene Ontology annotation, biological process: transmembrane transport. The record is from RefSeq and is a predicted model, not a curated record. NCBI's taxonomy places the organism in Eukaryota, Metazoa, Arthropoda, Insecta, Diptera, Drosophilidae. Gene Ontology annotation, molecular function: transmembrane transporter activity. Bases 226 to 1542 code for a protein of 438 amino acids. The transcript has 3 exons.